This is a messenger RNA of Phalaenopsis equestris, 3038 nucleotides long. Its product is annotated as pentatricopeptide repeat-containing protein At4g04370. Gene Ontology annotation, biological process: RNA modification. Gene Ontology annotation, molecular function: RNA binding; protein binding. Bases 87 to 2342 code for a protein of 751 amino acids. The record is from RefSeq and is a predicted model, not a curated record. NCBI's taxonomy places the organism in Eukaryota, Viridiplantae, Streptophyta, Magnoliopsida, Asparagales, Orchidaceae. The transcript has a single exon.
CUAAAUUAGUACUGCUGCCGGAAAAACCAAGCAAUGUCACAUCUAAUGACCAGAAUCCUAAUGUUAUCAGUCAAUAAGAACAGUAGAUGAAAAAUGUAAAACCUUCUCACGCCACUAAUCCCCGUUUAGCUCUUUUACCAGCCCCACCACGUCCUACUCCAACAGCCGCCGCAGCACUCCGGCCAUGCAACCAUCUACAGGAUCUUCACCUUCUCCCCUCGACCGCUGCGUCAGCUUCUCACCCAAACGACUUCCCUCCUCUCCUCAAAACAUGCGCCUUCCAAAACCUUCUUCCCCUUGGCCGCAUCCUUCACCAGCGGGCUGUCGUACUGGGCCUCAACGCCCAUCCCUACCUUGCAACCUCGCUCCUCCACAUGUACGCUGUAAACGGUCACCCUUCCAACGCCCAUCAGGUGUUCGACCAAAUGCUCGUGAAAAACGUUGUUCCUUAUUCAGCCCUUAUCUCCGCAUACUCUCGAUCGGCUGAUAUCAACAUGGCCUUCUCUAUUUAUAGUAAGAUGCUGAAUGACGGAAUCCGACCAAAUUCAGUCACUUUACUGGGAUUGCUCUCAGGGGUCUCUGAGUUAGAUCAGCUGCAGUGCUUGCAUGCAUUGGUGGUCCAUUUUGGCUUUGAACAUGAUGUCAUUAUCAUGAAUUCUAUGAUGAAUGUGUAUUCAUUGUGUGGGAGAGUAAAUGUUGCUGGAAUUUUGUUCGAUUCAAUGCCAUACAAAGACAGAAUUUCUUGGAAUUCAGUGAUUGCAGGGUAUUCCAGAAAUGGAGACUUAAAGAGUUCAAUGGACUUGAUGCAUGGAAUGAGACUAGCAGGUUUCUUCCCAGAUCCACAAACAUAUGGCUCUUUGCUAGCAUUACUCACAAACAAUAAUAGCAAAUGUUCAGUUCAAUUGGGCAGUUUGGUUCAGGCCUUAGUCAUAACUUCUGGGUUUGCAUCAGAUUCCCAUCUUGUUACCUCCCUUGUAAGCAUGUAUCUGAAAUUCUGUGAACUGGACUACGCGUCUAAGCUCUUCGAUCGAUCGUUGGAGAAGGAUGCCGUGUUGUGGACUGCAAUGAUCUCUGGUCUUGCUCAGAAUGAUCGAGCCAAUGAAGCACUGUUAGUUUUCCAUCAGAUGUUGAGGUCUGCUCAACUGACACCAUCGAAUACAACCAUAGCAAGCGCGGUGUCUGCCUGUGCUCAACUAAGAAUGCCAAGAAUUGGUGCUUCUAUUCAUGGCUUUGUCAUGAGGCAGCAGCUGCCUUUAGAUACUGCUGCUGAGAACUCUCUCAUAACCCUUUACAUGAAGUGCAGCAAGCUAGAGCAAGGCCAUACGUUGUUUAACUCGAUGGAGAAUAGAGACUUGGUCUCCUGGAACGCAAUUGUUUCGGGUUUUGCUAAUAACGGGCAUCUUGAGGAGGCAAUUCAUUUCUUCGUCAGAAUGAUUUCAGUGAUGCAAAGACCAGACACAAUCACUAUUUUAUCUCUCCUCCAAGGCUGUGCAUCCUUGGGUGCACUCCAGCAUGGAAGAUUGAUUCAUAACUUCAUGAUCAGGCAUGAGCUCAACUCUUGCCUUUCCAUGGAGACUUCGUUGGUCGACAUGUAUUCCAAAUGUGGUGAUAUUAAAAUGGCACAGAAAUGCUUCGAUCAAAUGUUGGAGCAGGAUGUGGUAUCAUGGGGCGUGAUCAUUGCAGGAUAUGGGUGCCAUGGAAUGGGGGAUGUUGCCCUUAGGAUCUACUCCAAGUUUCUCAGUACUGAAAUGGAGCCAAAUAAUGUCAUGUUCCUUUCGGUGUUAUCAGCUUGCAGUCACUCAGGGCUUGUUCCUCAAGGCCUGGCCAUCUUCAAUUCCAUGAAAAAAGUGUAUGGCAUGGAGCCAUGUAUCGAGCAUUGCGCAUGCAUUGUAGAUCUCCUUUGUAGAGCUGGAAAUGUAGAAGAAGCAUUCAGAUUCUUUCAGGGGAGGUCUCCCAUGGCUAACGCUGAUGUUUUGGGAAUCAUAUUGGAUGCUUGCAGGGAAAGUGGUGAUGUUGCUGUAGCAGAAGAGGUUGUGGAGGAGAUGAUUAAGUUGAAGCCUGAGUCUGCUGGGAGUUAUGUGCAGUUGGCACAUAGCUAUGCUGCAAUGAAUUGUUGGUAUAGCGUUGGGGAGACGCUGAGAAGAAUGAGGACAUUGGGGUUGAAGAAGGCGCCUGGGUGGAGCUUUGUGGUGGUGAAUGGGGAUAAGAACACUUUCUUCGCUGAUGAUACUUCACAUCCGCAGUGGGAUCAGAUUGUGUGGUUAUUAAAAAUCUUCAAAAAUGAGAUGAAAGACGUAAAUUAUGACCUGAUGCAAGCACAGGAGAUUUGCGAUUGUUCAUAGUGCAGGUGUUAAUAAAAUUUUACCUCGGAUAAUUUCUAUUGGAGAAAAUACAAAAAAGGGAGCGGAAGUAGAAAAGUUUAUGAACUUGAAUUUUUUUAUGAUUUGCGAAAAAAAUUUAUGCAGUUAAACUUAGGGCAAGUACUAAGCCACUUAAAUUAAGAGUUUCUGCAAUGCGUUAUUAUGGUUGUAGAUUGCUUGUUAUAUGCUGCAAGGUAAAAUUUGAAGGUUUCUGAGACGCUUUAGCAUACAUUGGAGGUUGCCCUUAUCAUCACGUUCACUUGAUUCAAAAAUACAAUUGCCAUACCGUAUUUAAAAAAUCUCCCGACAUAUGUAUUUAAAUGCCAGAGACAAAUGUUUGCAUCCAAGACAUUACCGAAAUUGUUAGGCUGCAAUCUGUUGUUUAGUGUGUAACACUUGAUAAAGGAAAUAGAAUAAUUAUAGGAUGCAUCAUUGGGAGAGGAAUAAGAUUCAGUGACCAAAGAAAAUGGGAAAAUGUGUACUUGAUAUCAAUUCAUCAAUAUCCUAUCCCAUUUAUUGGGUUAUCUAAAAAUAAUACCCCGAAUAGUCCCAUGUGAUCAUUUAUCGCAUUUCUCCAAUUAAGUCCUCAAAGCAUACAAAAUGAUUCUUAAAUGUAAAAAUGUCAUACAAAAUUAAUGCCAAUUUAAUCUCUUGAUGAUACAAAAACUAAUCCCCAAU